Pogoniulus pusillus (Red-fronted tinkerbird) is the source of this 1596-nucleotide messenger RNA. RefSeq names its product deleted in malignant brain tumors 1 protein-like. NCBI's taxonomy places the organism in Eukaryota, Metazoa, Chordata, Aves, Piciformes, Lybiidae. The transcript is spliced from 13 exons. Gene Ontology annotation, cellular component: plasma membrane. Gene Ontology annotation, molecular function: serine-type endopeptidase activity. The record is from RefSeq and is a predicted model, not a curated record. The coding region runs from base 1 to 1410 and encodes 469 amino acids. Gene Ontology annotation, biological process: zymogen activation.
AUGGCCUGCAAAGGCUCCACAGUAGUCACAUAUGGCAAAGCUGCCAAAGCGCACCAACAACUCUGGCACUGCAGCAAUGCAAAUGUGUUCUUCUCUGCUACAGCAAGUGCUGCCUGGUGGAACUCCUCAGGAGGCUCAGGAACUGGAGGGGAUAUUUGGAACAAGUUUAUGGAAUGGAUAAAAGACAAACUGAAACCCGGAGAUGCAGCUGUCCCCACGGCCACACCAUCAGCAGCCCCAGAGAAUCCCCAGACCUCCACUCCUGCAUCACCAUUUUCCACAGGCACCACAGCUGUGACACUCACCACAGAACCCCCAACCCCUGCUGACAGAGGCAAAGACCCAACCCCUGCGAAUGCAACCUCUGCAGCCCCCAGCUCUGCACUCAGCUCGAGCACAGCAGAGACCAGGACACCUUCUGCUCCAGGGACGAGCCCCAGGAAAGCCUCCCAGAGUCCUGCAGAGCUCAAUUCACCCAGACCCCCGGCAGAAGAGGCUGUCUCUGCUCCAAACAGCACUGCCGCAGCUGCUGAAGAUGAUGCAGCCACAGACAGCUCCACCACAUCUGCCCCAGCCACAGCCACCACUAAGCCAUUAACAACUCCACUAUCACUCUCCACGAAGAGCCAAGCAGUCACCUCCGCGCUGCCCCUGCGGCUGGCGGGCGGCGACAGCCGCUGCUCGGGACGCGUGGAGCUCUUCUACAACGGCAGCUGGGGAACAGUCUGCGACGACUCCUGGGACAUGGAGGACGCCAAGGUGGUGUGCAGGCUGCUGGGCUGCGGAGAGCCUCUGCUGGCUUUGGCUGAAGGUCAGUUCGGUCCCGGCUCGGGGAGCAUCCUCCUGGACGAUGUGGAGUGCAGAGGCGACGAGGAACAGCUGUGGGACUGCUCGCACAGAGGGGCUGCUGUCCACAACUGCCAGCACAAAGAGGAUGCCGGUGUCAUCUGCGCAGCCCCAGCCGAGGCCACACCAGCUGCAAACCCAGUGACAAGCUCAGCCAUCGUGUCAGCCUCUCCCACUCCUGGGGCAGGAGCCACCACCACUACUCACCAAGGAACAGAGCCAGCACCCACCAGCACAGGCCUCACCUACCUGCCCAACUACGUGCGCCUGGCGUUACUGAGAUACCUCUCUAAGCUGUGCCAGCCAAGGAGACCUGGCAUGCAAAGUGUGCAGCUGCACAGGUGUGUGAGGGACCCAUCCUGCGGCAGCUACAGCUUACCCGACACGAGGAUCAUCCGCUUCAGGCUGCCGGGCCCCAGGGCCCCCCGGCCCUGCCUGCGCUGCGAGGUGCUGGCCUGCAGCGCCCCGCGCCGGCCCCCGCCCCGCCGCCGCUUCGGGUACCGGCCCCGGGGCAAGCGCGGCGCCGAGGGCAGCGUCGUCGCCAUCAUCAGCCCCAGUCAGUAACAGACCUCAGCCUGCUGCUGCCGUAGCGGGGUGCUGCGGGUCGCUGCGCCGCGGCUGCCAGCUUCCAGCCGUUCCUUGUGCUAGGGGGGGUCAGUCCCUUCCAAUCCUAACUGCGCUUCCACUCCACAUCCCAGACCUUCCAGACCUGUAUAAGCUUAAACCUCAGUAAACACUCUGUGGCAAAGA